UUCAACAGGCUGGCGGCGCCCAGUUUGACGCUGAAGUAUGCGCUCUCAGUGACCAUGAAGGGCCGUUGGGCGGUGUCCACGGUCCCAAAUCAGUACGGUUUCUUCACGCCAUGCAUGACCAACAACACCAUAGAUUCGUUCGCCAGCUACGCACAGGUGUGCAAGGAUCCAAGCUUCAUGUCAACACCUGGUUACGAUCCUAUGGUGGACGCGACUCAAUUUCGCCACGUCAUGGAGCCUCUAAUAUUCUCUUACGACGAUCGAGCAGGACUGUGCAAGAAGCUGUGCACAGUGAAGGCACAGGGGACAACCCUGAAAUUCGGCAUCGCCGUCUACGACCUCGACUACGCCGACUUUUCGAACACCUGCGGAUCGAAGGGUGGGCCAUUCUCAAGACUGCACAUGCUCCGCAGUGUGCUCAACUUCUUCAGAACGAGGUACACGACCACAGCGGACACGGCAGAUUGCGUCGACCUGGCCAUGUGACAGACGUGUGCUUCGACGGACGUGUACUUUGGAGGCAUGAAAGCAGCGCACUUCGGACGCCCUCCAACUUCGUCAAUGGGGCACCAUUCUCUGUUGAGCGA
This is a messenger RNA of Dermacentor silvarum, 587 nucleotides long. RefSeq lists its product as uncharacterized. The transcript has 3 exons. The record is from RefSeq and is a predicted model, not a curated record. Bases 55 to 486 code for a protein of 143 amino acids. NCBI's taxonomy places the organism in Eukaryota, Metazoa, Arthropoda, Arachnida, Ixodida, Ixodidae.